Messenger RNA from Cetraspora pellucida, 288 nucleotides. The record is from the annotation of a GenBank genome assembly. NCBI's taxonomy places the organism in Eukaryota, Fungi, Glomeromycota, Glomeromycetes, Diversisporales, Gigasporaceae.
GGUAGAGACAGAUAUGGUGACGAAGAUGGAGACGGAUAUGAUGAUGAAGAUGGAGACAGAUAUGGCGAUAAAGAAGAAGAUGCAUAUGACAACGAAGAUGAAUAUGGUGACGAAGACGAAUAUGAUGACAAGGCACCAAUGGAGGCACCAACGAAAGCACUAACGAAAGCACCAACAGAAGCACCAAUGGAAGCACUAAUUAAAGUCAAAGCAAAACAUAUUGAUGUAAAUGAUUCAAACAAAGAUACCAAUGGAAAGUUGACAAUAUUAAUGAUGAUAAAAGUGUAG